Messenger RNA from Acipenser ruthenus (sterlet), 5276 nucleotides. Its product is annotated as cyclic AMP-responsive element-binding protein 3-like protein 1. The record is from RefSeq and is a predicted model, not a curated record. The transcript is spliced from 12 exons. NCBI's taxonomy places the organism in Eukaryota, Metazoa, Chordata, Actinopteri, Acipenseriformes, Acipenseridae. Gene Ontology annotation, molecular function: cAMP response element binding; DNA-binding transcription factor activity, RNA polymerase II-specific. The coding region runs from base 316 to 1833 and encodes 505 amino acids. Gene Ontology annotation, biological process: regulation of transcription by RNA polymerase II.
CAAGUAAGUUCGCAGCUGGCAGUGACAGACUUGACUGAAGUCAGAAGAGGCGUGUAUUAGUGGAAAGGUGCACGGAGACAAACACAAGCGAAAAAAACACAAACUGAGCAGUUCAUAAAUAGGUCCUCAGCUGCAAAUUUAGAUUUGAAACUAUAGAUUUAUGUGUUCUUUUUGCAGAAUUUUACAGAAACUGAUUCAAUCAGAGAUUAUUACAAAGUGUCAAUCAUAGGGAUUAGAGUACAGUUUAUUUAUAUAUCUUUGUUUUUUCCCCCCUUUUUACAUACAGUACAUAUUUUAAGAACCGUGGCUACUAAUAUGGACACAAUUCUGGACAAUUUUUCUUCAGAGAAGCUUUUCCACAGUUCCAGCCUCUUGGAUCUUGAGGAUUUGAAUGAAGCAGAUUUUUUCAACAAUGUGCAUUUCUCUGAGAACAUGGAGGAUUUCUCCAACGAGCUGUUCAACAGUUUCUUCGACGACCCCCUCCUGGCUGAGAAAAACCCCCUGUUAGAUAUGGAGCUGGACCCCCCCAAUCCAGACAUCCAGGCUGAGCACAGCUAUUCCCUGAGCGGGGACUCAGCUCCUCAGAGCCCUAUCAUGUCCAUCAAAAUGGACGAGGAAGACCAAGAUUCAGAUGCUAGCAUGUGGUGCUUUGGCCAUGAACUUUCUGCCAUACUGGUGAAACAGGAACCCAACCUACUGGCAGAGCCAACCCCAACUCCCAUGGUAACCAACGUCCCCCAGCCCAUAAACCUGGCCCCACUUCCCAAGCUUGCUCCCACAGAAGAAAUAGCUCCUAAGGAACAGAAUCCCCUUCCUCUGAUUAAAGCUGAACCCAGAGAAGUGAACCAGUUUCUGAACGUCCCAUCAGAUGAGCCGGUACAGCUUCCCCCUACUCCCCCCAGCAGCCAUGGCAGCGACAGCGACGGUUCCCAGAGUCCUCACUCCCUGCCUCCCUCCAGCCCAGUCCGACCACAGGCUCGUACCUCCACUGCCAUCUCCUCCUCGCCCCUCCUCACAGCGCCUCACAAGCUGCAGGGAACCUCAGGGCCUCUGAUGCUCACUGAAGAGGAGAAGCGCACCCUUGUCGCAGAGGGCUACCCCGUCCCAAACAAGCUGCCCCUCACCAAGACCGAGGAGAAGGCACUGAAACGGGUCAGGAGGAAGAUCAAAAACAAGAUUUCCGCACAAGAGAGCAGAAGAAAGAAGAAGGAAUAUGUAGAAUGCCUGGAGAAAAAGGUUGAGACGUAUACAUCAGAGAACAACGAACUGUGGAAGAAAGUAGAGACUCUGGAAACCGCCAACAGGACUCUGCUCCAGCAGCUGCAGAAGCUGCAGACCCUUGUAACAGGAAAAGUGCCCAGAUCCUGCAAAAUUGCUUCAACACAAACUGGAACCUGCCUCAUGGUGGUGGUUCUGUGUUUCGUUCUGGUCCUGGGCUCCUUCAUGCCAAGCAUCCCAGAAUUCUCCUCUGUGUCACAGACAGUGGAGUCCACUCCCCUGUCAUCGUCGGAUGCUUACACCAGCAGCCAGAUUCGCUCCCGAAGCCUGCUCUUCUAUGAUGAGGGGGCCUCUCUGGAGGACAGAUACAGCUCCUUCCUGGCAAUGGAGUACACCGAUGACUGGGAGGCUUCACCCGAAGACUUGGCAGAGGAAGGGGAGGCGGAGACUCGAGACCCGCCCCAAGGGCACACAAACAGGGCACACAAGGCCUCCAAGUACCUCAGCAAACUAGAUGUGCUGGACUUCAACAGGACGGACUCCGAGUUCAUUCACCAGAAAGAACAGUUUCACGAAAGGGACGUGAACUCUGACAGCCCUGCAGAAUUUGUGUAACCCGUCAGGUGGGAGCUGCUCUCUGCAGCCGGAUCAUCUCCUGACUGACGGGUCUCAGGAGCAGGGAGGCUGUCCGCUCCAGGUCUGGGUCGUCCCAAGCGCUAAUGCUUGCCAGAGCCCGUGGCAUCUUCGUACUAACACUGAGACAAUCGAGACAUCCAUUGUACACUAACAAGGGAUGAGAGGGAGGGGGAGGGGCGAGCUUGACCGGACCCACAAAAACUUUAUUUUAUUUUUAUUUUUAUUUCAGGGCUUUAACAAAUUGAUUUUUUUUUCUCUGUUUGUUUGAUCUGCUCCUGCUGAAUACGGGAGUGGUAUUUUUUUUAAUUAUCACUGCGCUGAAGAGGUGCUUGACAGAGCUGCUUUGUGUACAGAAACACCCCUGAGAUAAAACAAAGCUGAAGGAACACAGAAGAACAGUAAAGAUUUCAAACUCUUGGAGUUCAGUUGUUAAAACGUUAGUAAAACCUAGACCCCCGGAAUAAUUUUUGUGAGAGCUCAACUCUUCUCUACUCUUUAGCAAUCCUUUACCCUGUGGUAUGGAAGCCAGCAUUCAGGAAGCGUUUAAGACUCUACACAGAUCCUUAGUAAGGAGAGCAAAAUCAUUCAGUUACUCAAAGAGAUCCUCCCAUUUAAAAUAUCAGUAGCACUUACAGGAUAGUCCACACUCUGAUAUUCGAGUGAGCUUAUUUCAUCUCCCAGUUCAAUCAAUGUUCUUUUCAGAUGCCAGGCUUCUUUUUAAAUGUGAAAACCUUUCGCCUCAUUCCAUCUCUACCGCAUGUUCUUGUUUUUUUGGUAACACUUUUUAUUAAGUGUCUCUGAGUACUUUGUAUUUACAUAGUAGUUACUUAGUAAACACAGUACAUGUGUACUUACACAUAAUUACAGUGUUAUUAUUAUGCGUAGUUACAAUGUGCUUAAUAUGUAAAUCUUUUUGCACGCUACAACCCUAACCCAUACCAUUUUCUGAUACAAUUGUGUACUUAGAUAUAUAGUGUAAAAUGAUUUACACAUUAAGUUUACUAAGUGACUACUAAGUAAAUACACAGUAAUUAGAGACAGUUCAUGUAAAGUGUUACUGUUUUUUUGUGUUUGUUUGUCAGUUGUUUUAAAAAAAUUUUUUUGGGGGGGGGGGUGUACUAGAAGCACCACAAGUUAAAGGUGUUGGUCUUUCAACCAAUCAGCAAGGCACUACCUUUAUUGUAAAUAGCUUUUAUGAUGUAAUGUUUACACAGCCUUCUUGUCUUCACUGUUAAACGGUUUACUCACAUAAACAUUCUGUUUUUUUUGGAUAAAGAAAUAAAAAUGUGUAUAUAUGACCAGAAAAGUAGCACUCAGAGCAGUUUAUACUAUAAACCAAGUGGCAUCGUACAGUAUAUGAUCCUGUUUUAUGUCUUACACUGGAGAGUAUUAAAUUAUUGCUUUGUAAAUGGCAUCUCAAUUUUCUGCACUGGGUACAAUAAUUGCAGGGGCCAGUUCUAUUUCAGUUGUAUUCCAAAUGAAAUCUCUAGGAUUGUAAUUUAUGAAACGUUGUCUUUUCACAGAAAUCAUGAUUGUUCAUAAUCUUACCCUGUCAAAAAAGAACGUCCUUAAUUGCCAUCUUGCUAUUUAAUGCAGCGUUAUGAACCACAUGAAACUGCAACAACUAACAAACAAACUUCUUAAAAAAAAAAAAAAAAAAAAACUCUGGGUAUGAGAUGCCAAGCAGUUGGAAAAGAAAAGUUCAGAUUACAAAAAAAAAGGCAGAUGUCGCCAAGGGAAAGUGAGUCAGUCCAUUCAGCCAAUAGCCUUAUGAGAUGCCAGUUCCAAAGAUAUUGCUCUGAGUGCUAAAUUCAAUCUCAAACGAUGCAGUAUCCCUUUUGAGCCCAUCUUGUUCGUGUCGAAACUGGUGGGAGGUGAACCAAACAAAAUGAAGUAGGUGGUUGAAGAGAGAAUAUAGAACAAUUCUGUAGGAGUUUCGUGUCAAGCUUUCCAGCAGGAGACCUGUACGAUCCUCAUUCGAUCCUGCACAGACUGUACAAAUGCUGAGCGCUUUUGAAUUUUAAGUGUGCCUGUUACUCUCUCCAGGUUCUCUUCCAGUCCACUGCCUAGUGAAGUUCAUAACAUACCGAGCAGGGCCUUAAUCACAGCCACUGUGCCUAAUUAAUUAUAAGAGGCUGAGCAAAAUACAAUCACGACAGUGCCUUUGUGACUUUUCAUUUAUUUUUGUCUGUCAAUUGCAUUCCUUACAAUAAGUGAUUAGGGUUGCCCUUCUAAGAGUUGCAUGUGAGGGAGAGACCUCAGUGACAAACCAGUGUGGUAGCUCGCUGAGAUGCUGUGAGCACUACAGACACCAGUUUGUGACUUUAGAAAGCUCUUUUUAAAGCUGAUUUAAACUGCAUUUUAGCUGACUUUACUGUGUCUGGUAUCAGACAUCAAUCAUCCUUCAAGGGAUACUGCACCUUUGACACCCACCCUGUGUUUAAAUGACGAAUCAAAAUGUAUAUUGUAAAUAAGUAAUGUAUUUUUAUAUUUAAAAAAUGUAUUUUAGUAUUCCAAUAGCACCUUUUUUUUUUUUUUGGAUCCCUGCCGGUAUUUUAAUAUUUUAGCGCAAUUAAUAAUGUAUGUUUUCCAGCAAAAGUGAUAAAAAUGCUUGUUUUUUUUCCCUUUUGUAUUAGUGUACUGUCAUGUAGAGUUAGCGUCAAGCAAAAUAUAAAAGAAUGCAUUUGCAAUUCAUUGUGUGUGAUGUUUUCUCUUUGGAACGGUUUGCUAAAAGCGCUUGAAAAAUAUCAGCACAUUUACAGCAGACGCAAACAGCACCAAAACAGCAUCUUGUAGAGGGUUUUACAUUUUCUUGGUAUCACCCAAACCCCCCCAUGUAAUUCUACAGUUCUACGUACACUGAUCAGUGGAAGCUGCCUCCAUUCCAUCGAGUGAUGCAGGUUGUUUUUUUUAAUAUUCACUCCAUGUUUUACCUGUCCUGCCCUGUUCUGCAGUGCACCCUGUUGAUUACCCCCCUCAUCCUAGCAGAGUGAGUCGAGCUGGGCACAGCAAGGGCAAGUGCAACAGUUUCUGAGCCGUGACUACACGCUGAACCAUGAUUAAUAUCAGUUUAUUAUAAACAUCUUCUUUGGGAUGUAGAGCGUCAUUCCUUUCCCCCUGUAAGCCACCAUGUUAGCAGACGUGUGUCUUUAUUGAAAUCCCACAUUGCCACACAGCACGAGGUAGCAGUGUGUCUCUGUAGUGAUUACUGCUAUCACUAGGCGUGAAAGAAGGCCUGUGCUUUACCAGCGGCACCAGUAAUUACUGAAGCCCUCUCCAGUGCCCCUUCAGAUUGACAUAGCGUGACAUCUGUGGCAAGCGGAUCAAUUUCUUCUUCUUCUGCUUCUUUUUUUAUUCGUAUUGUGGAAAGUUAUAAUCUGUUAUACUCUUGUCAUUAUUUUCAUGUUUGACACACCAAGCGU